AAUAUAAUGUUAGAAAAUUCAACUUAUUCUCAAUCGCAUAAAGAGCAUAAAAAUUUCUAAAAGUAAAGCCAAUUAGAAAAUCCUGUAAUCUUAUAUAAAUAUACAAAGUGAAUGAUUUUAAUGAAGAGCGUUUGUGAACGCCGCGGUAUUUAUAGAAAGCCGUCGGAUAUGGAGCGGCCACUCUGGUUAUUUGCUGCUUCGAGAAAUAUUUCAUGCUGGAGACGCUCUUAGAUAAUAUUAAAAAACUAGGUUGCAGCUGAUUGAGGUUUUUUUUUAUUAAGAACUAAUAACAGUGUCAAUGACUCCGUCAGUGAUGUGUGUGUGUUGUGUCAAUAGGUGACAUUAGUGUGGGAAACAAAACGUACAACGAGCAAGUAUGGAGAGCCGCGUGGGUCUCGACUACAUCGUAGAGCAUGCGGAGUACGCCGGCAAACUCGCGGCGGCGCUCAUGACGCCAACAGCCGCUGUGAAAAAACAAGUCUUUGAACUUCUAUCAGCGCUCUGUGUGUACAACGCCGACGGAUACGCCAGGGCAGUCGACACGCUCGACAGAUACAAGACACUGAAGGGUGAUCGCUACCGUCUGUCCGUGGUGGUAGAGGAACUGAAACAAGCUACCACCAUCGACUACAAAACAGCGCUCGUGGCAUUCGUCAACUGUCUGAUAAUAUCCGCCCCCCGGCUGCCGGACAGGAUACGAGUGAGGAAUGAGUUUAUUGGACUCGGUUUACUCUCUACGCUUAGCAGUUUAAGACACGAAGCUGCUUCUCAUCCGAAUCUCGGCGUUCAGCUGGACGUCUUCGAGGAGCAGAGAGAGAGUGACGAGGCUCACGGACCUGGAGGAAUCAAUCUCAACUCACACCUCGACGUCUUCUACGCUAUACUCAAACAGGUAUCAGACACCCCCCAAGAGAUCCCGUUCCUCAGUAUAUUGCAACACUUACUCCGAAUAGACCCUAAGGAAGCUGUCAGUGAUAUAGUGUGGGAUACGGCUGAGACACUCGUACACCGGGCGACCCUGCUGGAGACGAGAGAAGAUGCCGCUAAACUACUACGAGCUCCGAGCGUUCAGACCAAAAUGGUGUGCGCGUGUCAACACCGCGAGGCUGGCUCCGCGAGGAAGCAGAGUCUCCAGCGAGCGCUGUCACCACCACCCGCACCACCAGCUCCGCCAGCUCCGCCCGCGCCACCUGGAUCUCACGCCCCCCUCCCUCCCUUACCGCCCGCUCCCCCAGCUCCCCCUGCCCCGCCGGGUCCUCCCCGCUCGGGUCCCCCUCCUCCUCCUCCCGCGCCGUCCACCCCCACCCCACCUCCGCCGCCAGUGGUGGACGUGAAGCUGCCGCAGCAGGAGACUCCUCUACCGAAAACGAAAAUGAAGACGAUCAACUGGAACAAGAUCCCCAACAGCAAAAUCGUGGGCCAGAACAACAUCUGGUCGCUGGUAGCGUCGAGUCACAAACACUCGCCUAAAGCAGAGCUGGACUGGACUGAGAUCGAGGGGCUGUUUUGUCAACAGCUCCAGCCGCCAGGGUCCGCAGGCUCGUCCCCCCGUCUCGGGCGCAGUCCCGUCUGCGACAGUUCAGGAGAACGAAAGCCCCGCAAGGAACCCUCGGAGAUCACACUCCUCGACGGGAAGCGCAGCCUCAACGUUAACAUUUUCUUGAAGCAGUUCCGCAGUUCCAACGAGGAGAUCAUACAAAUGAUCCGUGAAGGAGCUCACGACGACAUCGGCGCAGAGAAACUCCGCGGACUCUUAAAGAUACUGCCCGAGAUCGACGAGUGCGAGAUGCUGAAAUCCUUCUCCGGUGACGUCACCAAGCUCGGGAACGCCGAGAAAUUCCUCCUUCAACUCAUCCAGCUGCCCAACUACCGUGUUCGCGUGGAGGCUCUCCUGCUGAAGGAGGAGUGGUCGUCCACCGCAGGCGCACUGGAGACAGCGGUCAACGCGCUCCUGGUGGCGGGAGAUGACCUCAUGUCCUCGAGAGCCAUACAGGAGGUGCUAUACAUCCUGCUGGUGGCGGGUAACUUCCUGAACGCUGGAGGGUACGCGGGCGGAGCAGCCGGGGUCAAGCUGUCCUCGCUACAGAAGCUCACCGACAUCCGCGCCAACAAACCGGGGAUGAAUCUGAUGCACUACGUUGCCAUGCAAGCUGAACGGAAGAACAAGGAGCUGGUGCACUUCGCGGAUGACAUACGAGUGCUGGAGGAGGCCUCGAAGGCCAGCGUGGAACAGCUGCACAACGAAAUACACACCCUCGCCAACAGGAUCCACACCUUGAAGAGAGAUCUGCAUCACACCAGCGAAGACAUCCGCCUCCAGUCGGGGGAUUUCCUCCAGGUAGCGGAACGCGAGGUGGCAGCCCUGAAAAAGGAUAUGGAGGAAGUGGAGGGGAUGAGGAAACAGCUCGCGGAGUUCUUCUGUGAGGAUCCGGUGUCCUUUAAACUGGAAGAGUGCUUCAAGACGUUCGUAUUAUUCUGCACCAAGUUCCGUUCGGCCGUCGCAGACAACGAGAGACGGCGAACGCUGGAACAACAAGCGGCGGCCAGGAACAGGAACAGGAACAAGAUGCAGAAGAAGACCGGGGACGUGCUGGGGAACAACGACUUAGGCGGCAGUGUGUGCAGUACUCCUGUGUCGGAGAGCGAGUCCCUGAUGGAUUCUCUGCUGCUGGACAUCAGGAACGGUCUCGGCAGACGGUCGCUAAGAAAACCCCACGAACCAUCCCCGUCCCCCGACGCGACUCCACCCGGUAGUCUCCGCCGUCGUUCCCGCGCCUCCCCGGACGAGGACGGGCUGAUGGAGUUCCUCCGCCACGCCUCCCCCGCGGCCGACGACCACAGGGAAAGAAGCGCCUGGGGAAGCCUCGAUCGCUCCUGGUCUCGGCGGGCUCCGGUCCGCGCUCGUCUGGAGCUUCCGGACCGAGAGCGUGCGCCCCCGUCCACCCCGCAACCCUCCACCACCCCCGGGGACAACCCCAAACCCAAGGAGUGGCGUCAGAAGAUCGAGUCCUGGCUUCGCGCGAACAGCGAGGAGGAGCGCCGGGCGCCGUCCCCGAGCGCGGCUGCCCCGGCCUCGUCCUUGGCCCCGGCCCGGGCCCGCUCCCUCCGAGUGCUGCAUCGGCGCUCCUUGGAAAACGACUCCGAGAGCGAGCGCAGUACACUGGACACGCUGACGGAGGGCGGCGGCGCGGCGGCGGGAGAGAGGGGCUGGAGACCGGAAGUGCCCACAGACACGGACCUCGUGAAGGCCAUCGAGGUCGUCGAAGAUGUUCAGCCGAAAACAAUAGAGAACAGGAUACCGUGGAGAAAGACGGAGGAGAACGAGGAGAUACGGCGACUGAGGAGACAGAGGUCACGACCGCAGAUGGAGUCACAACCACUCGUGGCCAUCACGGAGGAGAGGAGGAGGCUGCCGGACAUCACCGUCACCAGGGAUACAGUACCGACAGACAACUCACGUAGAGGGGAGGUCGAUUCGGAGAAUUUAGAGACCCCGCCCGUACAGAGGAAGAUGUUCAGUCCGCCGCCUGACAGAGAACCCUGCAGAAGAUUCCUACCGGCGAUAUCCAACACCAAUACCAACGAUAAGGCGUCCCCGGAGAUGAAGGACCUCUGUCAGGAGAUACUGGGCGAUGGACAGUUCGACAGAUUCUCAGCCGCGAGAAGAACGAGGCGGUACAAGAGAAGUACGGAGACCAGCUCCCCAGAAGACGAGAAGAAGAGCGCCUUGGAGCUAGUGACGGAAACACAAGUCACAAGACCUGCGACACUAGAAGUACAGGCCGCGUACCCGGCGGAAGAAACGAAGGAGGUCACGAGACCCUCGGAGACCAGAGACGACACAGAGAACAGGUUGAAGCGGUGGCAGGAACGAUUGAAAAACCAAAGCAAAGACAAAACGCCAGCCAAAGACAGGGUGCCGUACUCGAGAAUGAGGCGGCAGACCUCCAUCAACCAAGAAGACGUCCAGAAAGCUAUCAGGGAGCUGAAGUCUCCGACGCAGUCUCCCGCGGGCGUGUGGUCCAGGAACGCUUACAGGAGGUCUUUAAACGCUAAAACGGACAAGGUAACGCCCACAGCCCCCGCUCCUGCCCCCGCCGCGGCCACCGGCAGCGGCACUCACGACAGAACAACGUCCCCGAGGAUCUUGAAAGUGAAAAGCGAACACGAACUCAACGACGAGGGCUUCGAGGAGACGCAGAGUCUGAACUCGGAGAGCGCCUCGCAGGGAGCGUCCUCGGGCUGCGGGGUCGACUGCGAGUCACCCGUUCCCAAGAAAAACACAGAAAUCCCAAAGAAAAUAGCUACCAAAGACACGAGGCCGCCUCCGCGGACGCCGCUCGACCCCAGGCGAAGUCUCCCGCGGAGGCCGACCUCUCUGCGGGUAGAGCGCUCCGCGUCCAGGGCGUCUCUGAGGAGCUCCCGGAGUUCCUUGAACAGCUCGGCGUCCGUGGCGACCGUCAAGCGAGCGCCCACCAUCAAACCCGUCCCCAAGCCGAUCCCCAAACCGGCGCCCAGGGUACCGGCCUCCCGGUCCUCGUCCAGCGGCAGCUCCAUCGGCACCUCCAGGCCCAAGGCCGACAAGACGUCCGGCUUCAUGAGGCCCACGCAGGCCUCCAAGGUCCGAGGGUCCGCGGCGAAGACGAGCGCCAAGUGAACUGGUGGAUGUCGAUCUGUUGGAACCUUCAGGCGCCGCGCGGACCGACCGACUGAGCUUUAUGAUAAGUCUUACCGUAGAUCUGUCGGCAUUAACGUAAAGUGAAUAUAUAUAUCGCGCGCCGCCCGCCCGCCCUACGGACGGCGCGCUUUUAUUUGUAAAGAGGAUUCCGGUAUCUCUCACACGCAUGUUACGGGUACGGGGCGGCGUGCGCUGUGAUCGGUGAUUUUUCAUAUUUUUUUAUUAAAAAAAUCUCAUUAAUCCCGGUCCGCCGCUCCCUCACGAGUCAACGCGAAUCUUUCCGUCCUGUUCUCUCCGCGUCUCCUGUAACCUCACUCUGAACAGUAUUCCUGGAAGCCCUCCAUCAUCAGUAACACGAGAUCUGAUUUUUAUAUAGCGUUAUCGUAGCUGCAGCGUCCUGUGACGUCACAGCCCCGGCUCCCUAGAUAUAAUUCUUAACCGAUAUUAUUAUAAAUGUUUAUUUUUACUAAAAUAUACAUUAAAUUUAUAUUCGA
Molecule: messenger RNA, 5172 nt
Organism: Danaus plexippus (monarch butterfly)
Lineage: Eukaryota; Metazoa; Arthropoda; Insecta; Lepidoptera; Nymphalidae
Gene: form3
Product: inverted formin-2
Exons: 24
Coding region: 377-4657 (1426 amino acids)
Biological process (GO): cellular component organization
Molecular function (GO): actin binding
Source: RefSeq, a predicted model, not a curated record